CUAACCUGUUCCCUGUUAUUUAACGUGCCGUGGGACGCUUAGUAUGUUUAAUACAGCAACCCUUGUUCGGAUUUCUCCCUUCGGUUAAUCGCGGUCUGUCUCAUCCGAUUUAUUCUUUCUCCGCCCUAAUCUGCAUCUUGUUCGCUUUUUUACCCCUACAACAGAAUGCAUACGAGGAUUCCUGUAUGUGUCCAAUCGCAGUAUCUUCAGGAUAAUGACCUUCCGUUGUCUGUGAGUCACGUUUUUAAAGCGAACAAACUAAAGAUGGCGAAGCACUGCAUUUCUGUUCCUCGUUAUGCACAACCUGCAACCGUUACUGACAUCAAGAAGAUUCAUGCGAGGCUAGUCGCCCCAGACGCGCAUUGUAAGUUUCAACAUGGCUUGAACAAAAAGCGGAAGGCUGAAGAUUCGGAACUAAUUGACCACACAGAGUCGCCUGCCACUCAGAGUCAAUGUCGCUACGUCGCUCCAUCACCUUAUGCUCCGUCCUAUGAAGCAACGAAAGGUUUUGCUUAUAGGAGUUUAACCCUACCUUCAAAGCAACCGAAUCACAAUGCAGCAACCGGAGGCGGCUUCUUACUUACUGGGAAUUCAGGGUCACUGUCCUCCUCCAACUGCUGCGCUAACAUAGCUGCGGGCGCUUCGAAAACACUUGCGAAGCCCAACACAUCUCAAGGCGAUUAUGCAAUAGUUGUUGGCGAACUCUUACGUUCCACUAAUGAGUCUUACGAAGUUUUAGCUUUCCUUGGCAGAGGUACCUUUGGGCAAGUCGUCAAGUGUCGUUGUGUAACGUCUAGACGCUGUGUUGCAAUAAAGAUACUGAAAAACCUACCAUCAUACCUGCGGCAGGGAAACGUAGAAAUACAGAUUCUUCAGACUUUGAGUCAGCAAGACACUGAGUCCUACAAUAUUGUGAGGGCAAUUGAAUGCUUUCAACACAAAAAUCACAUGUGUUUUGUAUUUGAGUUACUGGAACAGAAUUUAUACGAAUACUUGAAAUCGAACAAAUUUCGACCUUUAUCCCUCCCUGAGAUUCGUCCUAUCACACAGCAGGUACUGACUGCUCUGUCCAAACUGAAAGCACUUGGUCUGAUCCAUGCUGAUCUAAAACCAGAGAAUAUCAUGCUUGUUUCGUCCACUAAUGGCCCAUUGCGUUAUCGUGUUAAAGUUAUCGACUUUGGUUCAGCAUGUCACAGUUCCAAAGCCGUUCAAAAUACUUAUCUACAAUCAAGGUAUUAUAGAGCUCCUGAGAUAUUACUUGGGCUUCCCUUCAAUGAGGCUAUUGAUAUGUGGUCCCUUGGUUGCGUCAUAGCCGAACUGUUCCUUGGUUGGCCUCUGUAUCCUGGCUCCUCCGAAUACGAUCAAGUUAGUCACCCUGUAGCUGCCGCGUUUCAUGUUUAUAUGAGCCAAUAUUUACACCCCUCAUCCCUCUUGUUUUUAGUUGUUGUAGUUACCAGUACAUCAACCUCGACUUGGUGA
Messenger RNA from Dicrocoelium dendriticum, 1479 nucleotides. NCBI's taxonomy places the organism in Eukaryota, Metazoa, Platyhelminthes, Trematoda, Plagiorchiida, Dicrocoeliidae. The record is from the annotation of a GenBank genome assembly.